Pygocentrus nattereri (red-bellied piranha) is the source of this 4761-nucleotide messenger RNA. RefSeq names its product contactin-2. Gene Ontology annotation, biological process: axon guidance; cell adhesion. The record is from RefSeq and is a predicted model, not a curated record. The transcript is spliced from 20 exons. Gene Ontology annotation, molecular function: protein binding. Gene Ontology annotation, cellular component: plasma membrane. NCBI's taxonomy places the organism in Eukaryota, Metazoa, Chordata, Actinopteri, Characiformes, Serrasalmidae. The coding region runs from base 194 to 3541 and encodes 1115 amino acids.
UGUGUGUGCCCUGUGAGAUUAACCUGACACACUGGUGAUGAGGAGAGCACAUACAGAAUGAGCUUACUCGUAGAGAUGCUACACUGAAGCUGAGCGCUUUCUCACUCACAGUGCACAAAUGCUACUGGCCAGAUGAGGAGCCAUGCUAUGGACCAGCAUAUUCAUUUAAACAGCACACAGGGAGAGGGCUAGAAUGGUGUCUCUUCUCUGGAUCUCUGCCCAGAUGCCCUGUCCAGUCUGGCUGCUCAUUUUCUCCUAUUCUAUCAGGAUUAUAGCUUCUCAAUCUGAGCUAGUGUUCUCAACCCUACCCAAGGAUGGUGUUGGUAUUCUGAACAGUCCGCUGAUGUUGCACUGUGCAGUCUAUGACUCCCGUCUCCAGAGGGUGAUACCAGUGAAGUGGGAGAAAGACGGCGGCAGUCUGGGUGUUGGAGUUUAUCAGAUGGCCAAUGGCUCACUGUUCUUUAGCCAGCUGCAAGAGGAAGACCAAGGGGGAUACAUCUGCAGCGCUAAGAAAGGAAGCAAGCAGAUCAGAACCAUCGUCAGAGUCAGCAAAGCAUAUUUGGAGAACAUCUUCUUCAGUCCUCAGUCUCAGAGCGCUGAAGAGGGUCAGGACAUCUUUUUCCAGUGUGUGUCUGGGGACAGCUCUCCACCUGCAUACAUCUCAUGGCUGAAGAACGGUAGAGCUGUCAGCAAAGGAACUCAGAUUCAGGGUCAGUAUGGAGGGGGCAGCCAGAAAAAGACCUCAGGCACUUUGCACCUGGUCAAUACAACCAAAGCAGACCAAGGCAUUUAUGUCUGUAUUACACAUAAUCCUUUACUGAACAUAAGCAAAGAGAGCACUCCGGCCACACUAACUGUUUGUGGAGUCAGCGCAGGUCUUGAGUUGGCUCAGAGCCCUGAGAAUCUCACAGUUCCUGCAGAAACAGAGGCCGUUCUUUACUGUGUGGUUCAAGGUUUUCCUACUCCAGUAGUGCAUUGGUUCAAAGAUGACCAAAUGUUAGCCAAUACCUCUCGAUGGGAUCUGCAAGAUGAUGGACAACUGCUUGUGUUUGAGAGAGUUUUGCCCGAAGAUGAGGGAUUCUAUCACUGUGAGGCCAACAACGAGAAGGAAAGACUGAGAUCACAGCCUGCAUACCUCCUUCCUGCAGUGAUGGACUGGACAUUUGUUCUCCAGCCUGUCAAUAAAACUGUAAGGAAGGGGGACUCGGUGACCCUGUCCUGCAGACCUCCACAUAGCAGACCCCCUGCACAGGUGGCCUGGUUUAAAAACAAUCGGCUCCUCCGGCCCAGGCCUCAUUUCAGCGUGGAGCCCACUGGAGACCUGCUCUUUCACAGAGUGCUAGAGACAGAUCAGGGGUAUUAUUUUUGUCGGGCAUCUAAUCCUUACCUUCAAAGGGCUGUGACCUCUAGAAGAAUCUUCCUGGAAGUUCUGGCUCCUCCAUCUGUGACUAUCUGGCCCCUGGUAGUGACUUCCACGGUGGGAGCAGAGGUGCUCAUCCAGUGCCAAGUGUCAGGGCACCCCGUUCCCUCCAUAGAAUGGACCAAGCAGGGUCGCUCUCUCAGAACAGGAGGCAAAGCUACCAUAGGGGUGAGAAAUGCAACUCUUUACAUUUCCUCGGUUAGAAUCUAUGACGAAGGUUUUUACACAUGCACAGCCUCCAAUUCUGUGGGACAGGAUAAGAAAACCACUACCCUGCGUAUAGCUGCAAAGCCUGUCAUUGUAUCGUUUUUGGAGUCAGUGAAUGUGUCAGAAGGAGCCACCAUUGUUCUCCCAUGUCGAGCUGUGGGAAACUCACCAAUGAAGUACACUUGGAGUAGAACUAUGCUUCACACUCCUCUCUCACUUUCAUCACGGAUUUACACUGAUGAUAAUGGAACACUGCACAUCUCCACUGCCCACCGGUCAGAUGCAGGAGAGUAUUACUGCACUGCUGAAAAUAACAUGGGUCAGGAUAGUAGAAAGGUCUACAUAAUAGUUUUGUCUGCUGAUCCUGAAGAGGACAUGUUAUCUGCAGCACCAGGAAUCAAGUCAGAAGAACCUACAGAUUCUACCAUUUACAACACUUUAAAGUUUUCUAAAGAUACAGAGAAUCCAAUUCACCAGUUGGCUAACACCACAACCGUAGAUGUUAAUUUGAAGGAUUCCCCAACACGUUCCGUCAAUGCUCCCACCCAUACUCCAUAUAUCGCCUAUAUAGCCAUCACUGCUCACGAUGACACGACCAUGAGAGAAACACAGCAAUACAGACCUACAGGCUCUUACUCCAAACUCUUACUAGAAACAAAUAGACAAAAUAAACAGCCACAUAAUAUUCCUACUAAUCUAAUCACACAGCUUCCAGAUCAGCCAACCCUGGAUCCAAGCCUAAAAGCCCAGCCGCAAUCUGCAUACACCCAGUCCUCUGAGGAAAUUAGUCAACUUCCAGAAAAGCACCCAAACUCACAUCAAGGCCAUUCAUCUCCCAGCUCACUGGCUCAGGUCUUUCAUAGUCUUAACCAGACCACUAGAUUCACAAAUUAUAAUUUAAAGAGUACCACAGUAGCCCCUGUGGAGGUAUUCCAGAACUGGAGUCAACCCAUUGAACAAUUUAGUGCUACCAAAGCAUCACAGACAAAUAAUACAGAACUGGUCGAAACACUGAAGAAAAACACCUCUAAGGCUCCCAUGAGGACCACUGACAAUAAUGCCAGGGAAAAGAAGAAGUCUCAGAGUUGGUUGCCUGUGAUUGAAAAACAUGACAUCCCCAUUGUAGUGGGAGUCGGAGUUUCCUUAGCAUUUAUUUUCAUCACGAUGGCUUUCUAUUCUUUGUUUCGGAAAAAUGACCCUGAAGCAAAACCUACAGGACGAGCAGCUCUACGAGGCCUAGGUGGUCCAUGUAGGCACGGAGAACGUCUUGCAAUUGAAAGGACAUAUGAUAAUAAGGCUUUUGAGGAUGACAAUAUGGUUGCAGUAAUUGAGCAAAGUCCAAACACUUCUGAGACAAGAGCCCAUCCCCCAGGGUCCAGUCCAUCCACCUUGUUGAUGGAACCCUCUUAUGAUGAUGUCCAUGAGGAAGUACAGCCCACCCAGGAUCUACCAGUGAUAGUGGAGACACACCCUGAGCCCUCUGAGGAAGAGCAGUUGGAGACAUCCUUUGAAGAAAGCAAGGUCACCCCCUCCCCCCAAUCUGAUAUCCAGCUCCAGUGCAUGGAGGAUUGGAGAAGCCGAGAUUUCAGACAAUGCCAGGAUGCCCCUUCCCCGCCUCCGCCCAACCCGCCAGCUUCUCAGGAGGAAGGUCUCCGGUCCUCACUGACCCUGCAGACCAGCGAGCCCUGUGCCACUCCAGUCCACCACAGCAUCAACAUAUCGCAUGGCUCUUCCCCUCUCCUCUUGUCCCACUGCGUGUCCCUGGGCACAACCUCCGUGGCUGUGGACGUUCACUUCUACCCCUCAGCCUCUGGAGGUCCCAUUGGCAGCUCUGCCUUUGGGCCUCUGGGGCCUCAGGGCAGCUCCAGGCUUGAGCAUGAUCAAAUGGCACCUUCUGCUCACCAUGGGAAAUGAAAGCACUCUCAACAUCGACAUCGGCUUGUGAUGACUCACUAACUCACUAGAGCACUCUUUUAUGAGGACCUAGUCUUUGUCUUUUUAACUUUUUAUAUACGUAUAUUUAACUUGUGUAUCUUUAACUUUUUACAGACGGUUAAGAAGACUUGUUUUAACUUAAAUAAGUAAGUAACCAGACUUUUUUUAUUGAACAUCUAAAUCUCUUAACCUAUUUGAAAUUUAAAGAAACUCAAAAUUUGAAGGCAGCCUGGUUACCUUUCUACGUUAAAACACCACGUUUUAAACAGUACGUUCAAUGAACAUCCCACAACAAAAGCAUCAAUAGAGAUGAAUAGAGAAGAAUUUCAAUUAGAGUACAAUCUUAUUACAUUAAUGUGUAUUAAAGUAACAAAUGUUUUGUCUUUCUUUCUAUAAUGUUAUCAUUUUAGAGGUUUUGUUACAAGGACUACAUGUAGAACAUUUGGUUUCUUUUUUUUUCUCCUAAAAAAGGUGCUGUUGCUUUUUUCUGUCUCUUUCUGUUGUUUUUAUGCUUCUCAUGUUUCCUAUGACACUGAUUAUAGAACGAACUCACGAGAGAUUCCUUCUGAGGAGCAAAACUGAAAUAUAGCCUAUGGGAAUUCUCUAAUCAGGUGUGAUGGCAACAGUUGUUGUGGAUUCUCUGCUAAUUCCAAGAAUAUAUGAUCACUUUUAAAACAUUUUUAAAGUUGUUGUUUUGUUUUUACAUGUACUUCAGAAAUGACAAAGAACUGUUUUAUUUAAGUUUAAAUGUAGCACUUUCAAUUGAAUGCAGUAGUGAUAGAGCAUGGAUGGAACUUCUGCUUUUAGAGGACAAUCAUAACUCCUAAGUAGUAAGCAUAAUCGUAAGUAGUAGUAUUCUCAUUAAUGGUGGUUGAAUGAGAAAGGAUGUCUUGAAUCUUGCAGUUAGGAGAAUUUUUCUUGUGCACACCAACGUUGACUGUUAUAUUUGCAUUUACCAAAGGCUGUACUGUCACUGCUCAUUGUUUCUGUGAUGUUUAUUUAUCAAUAUUACACAUCAGUCUUAACCUAAUUGUAAUUCAUGUCAGUGCCAGCCAACACUUCUGUCCAUCUGUAUUACAUAGAAACGAUGAAUAAAACUAAUAACACAUACAUUUUCAGGGUCCAUAAUCUAUGAGUUUUAUUGGCAAGUCUUUUUUUCAUUUCAAGCUUAUUACAAUUGCUAAGAAGCAUUAUUCAGU